UCAAAAAAAAAAAAAAAAUUUUAUGCCAACUCACGGGUCUGUCAUUAACAUUUUUUAAAUAAGUCAGUUAACUUGAAUUUCAUUUUAGUAAUUGUCGAGAACAAAUUCUAUCGUUCGUACCCUGUCGUCCGAAACACGCGAAUAUUGUUCACGAUAUUUACGAUAUUCUGCUGGGUCAACAACACUCGUCGCCACUGACGUCUGAACCGGUCAAUCAUAUUAUUAUUGUUUUUGCGAUCGGGGGGGCAGUUUAAACAGCAGCCGCAGCAGUAGUAGCAGGAAACACGAGCGGCGAUGUUAGUAGCAGUCCUUCGUAGCCAGCCGUACGCACAGUCAACAGAUCGAGCACUUUCGGGGAACAUCUAGCUCAGGGACAAUUAAUUACAAGCUAUUUGUAGUGAAUUCAAAAGCACGUGUAAACACAAUGAUUGUACCACUCACCGAUGUUCAGCUGAAAGCGAUUCAAAACUUUUUUCCAAGAUCAAAGGCCGAGAUCGAUCAGGAAUUAUCCAUCGUCAGACACUGGUUGGAUAAGCAACCGCAUCUACCCAAAACAAGUGAUGAAUUCAUAAAAAAAGUUUUGUUUAGCUUAAAAUACCGCACGGAAAAAGUCAAACUCGUGAUCGAUAACUACUACACCGUUAAAGAAUUAUUUCCUCAAAUUUAUGGAGACCUAGACCCAACGACAGAAACAUUUCGAAAACAUGUAGAAGCAGUUCACAUGUUUCCAUUACCCAAACUCACGCCGGAAUUUCAUAGAGUGCUUUGUUACCGGAUGGCGACAACAGAUGCAAAAGCGUUUUGUCCUGAUAGUCAAUUGAAACGCAACGAAUUGAUGUGGAAUUGGUUGUUUGAUGAAGACGCAUUGACCUUAGGAGAUAUAUGGAUAUUUGAUUUGACAAAUAUGGAUUCGAUGGCUCAAUGGGCUCAUUUCAAUCUCAGUUUUAUGAAAAAAAUUCUCAAAAUAAAUAUGGAAGCGAAACCAGUGAGGAUCAAGCGAGUUCAUUUUGUUAACAUAGCACCAAUAGCCGAAACUUCACUUAAUUUUAUCAAACACUUUUUCCCCCAAAAAUAUAAGAACAGAAUCUUAUUUAACUCGAAUUUCGAAUGUUUGCGAGAACUUUACCCAAUUGAUAUGUUUCCAAAUGAAUGGGGUGGCAAAGCUGGAAAUUUGGCUGUACUGAGUCAAAGAAUGCACGAAGAACUCAUAAAACGCAGAAGUUGGUGUUUGGCAAUGGAAGGAUUGAAAACCGAUUCUAGUAAACGGAUCGGUCAAUCGAAGACAGCCGAUCAGUCGAUAUUGGGCAUCGAAGGAAACUUCAAGAAACUUUGUUUCGAUUAAACGUAUCGAGACGAAAACAAACAAAUUAUUUUACCUCUUUAUUAUACAAUGUACAUUAUAAAUAUUGUUAAAAAAAUAAAUUUUAGUACCUAGUGUAAUUAUUUUUUGUACAAUGACGCAAUUAUAUUAGACAAUAUGGCUUAGAGAAUCAGUGAUCUGUAAUUCGAAGAAACACUAUGUACUUACUACAUACGAUAAGGUAUACUAUUUUAUAAUGUGGUUAAUCUAUUUUUUGCUUCCUUGUAUCAUAGAUUGAAAGAGAUACUAAUAUAUCUAUGUAUAAUAUUUUAGUUGAUAUAUUCUGAUUUUAUUCUAUACAUAUUUUGUAAUUUAAAAUACCUAUUAAUAAAAUAAUGUUCGUGAAAAAAUAUAACGCCUGUUUUAACCCACAACA
Messenger RNA from Metopolophium dirhodum (rose-grain aphid), 1736 nucleotides. RefSeq lists its product as uncharacterized. NCBI's taxonomy places the organism in Eukaryota, Metazoa, Arthropoda, Insecta, Hemiptera, Aphididae. Gene Ontology annotation, molecular function: phosphatidylinositol bisphosphate binding. Gene Ontology annotation, cellular component: membrane. Bases 425 to 1342 code for a protein of 305 amino acids. The transcript is spliced from 8 exons. The record is from RefSeq and is a predicted model, not a curated record.